This is a messenger RNA of Metarhizium robertsii ARSEF 23, 867 nucleotides long. Its product is annotated as phosphorylase superfamily protein. The transcript has a single exon. The record is from RefSeq and is a predicted model, not a curated record. The coding region runs from base 1 to 867 and encodes 288 amino acids. Lineage: Eukaryota; Fungi; Ascomycota; Sordariomycetes; Hypocreales; Clavicipitaceae. Gene Ontology annotation, molecular function: protein binding.
AUGAAGGAGACGUUAGAUGAGAAGGACCAUUCUCGACUAACGUCAGAGCGUAAACUUGCAAGGGCAUACCUCGAUGACGGACGCAUUAAGGAUGCGAUUGAGAUAUUCGAGCGUGUGGUGGCAGUUAUGAAGGAGACGUUAGAUGAGAAGGACCAUUCUCGACUAACGUCAGAGCGUAAACUUGCAAGGGCAUACCUCGAUGACGGACGCAUUAAGGAUGCGAUUGAGAUAUUCGAGCAUGUGGUGGCAGUUAAGAAGGAGAUAUUGGAUGACAAGGACCAUUCUCGACUAGUACUAGAGCAUGAACUUGCAAGGGCAUACCUCAGUGACCGACGCAUUAAGGAUGCGAUUGAGAUAUUAGAGCGUGUGGUGGCAGUUAUGAAGGAGACGUUAGAUGAGAAGGACCAUGAUCGGCUAGCAUCAGAGAACGCACUUGCAAGCGCUUACCUCGAUGACGGACGCAUUAAGGAUGCGAUUGAGAUAUUCGAGCGUGUGGUGGCAGUUAAGAAGGAGACGUUAGAUGAGGAGGACUAUGAUCGUCUAGCAUCAGAGCACGGACUUGCGUGCGCAUAUCUCGAUGACGGACGCAUUAAGGAUGCGAUUGAGAUAUUCGAGCGUGUGGUGGCAGUUAUGAAGGAGACGUUAGAUGAGAAGGACCAUUCUCGACUAACGUCAGAGCGUAAACUUGCAAGGGCAUACCUCGAUGACGGACGCACUAAGGAUGCGAUUGAGAUACUUGGGCGCAUUGUGACUCUGGAGGGUGAGAUACUUUCUCAUGAUGACCCAAGAAGACUGUUAUCCCAUGGCUUACUUACAGAAGCAUAUGGGAGAAUGCAGUUGUUAGACGAGACUACAUACAAAGCAUAG